Zea mays is the source of this 1203-nucleotide messenger RNA. RefSeq lists its product as uncharacterized. Gene Ontology annotation, molecular function: peroxidase activity; heme binding. Gene Ontology annotation, biological process: response to oxidative stress; hydrogen peroxide catabolic process. Lineage: Eukaryota; Viridiplantae; Streptophyta; Magnoliopsida; Poales; Poaceae. The record is from RefSeq and is marked provisional.
GUGCGGAGACAAGCAAUAGCUUGCUGAUCGAGCAGGAACGAUGGAGCACUCUUUAUAUUAUUACUGCCGCAGCUGGUUGCUUGUAUGCUCCUCGGUUCUCGCGCUGUGCCUCGGUAGCCGGGGCCAGCUGACACCGGGUUUCUACCGCAGCACUUGCCCUCAGCUGUACUACACCGUGCAGCGCCACGUGUUCGACGCCAUGCGAGCUGAGAUGAGGAUGGGCGCCUCCCUCCUCAGGCUGCACUUCCACGACUGCUUCGUCAAUGGGUGUGACGCUUCCAUCCUCUUGGACGGCGACGACGGCGAGAAGUUCGCACUGCCCAACCGGAACUCGGUCAGAGGGUUCGAGGUCAUCGACGCCAUAAAGGCGGAUCUCGAGAGCGUCUGCCCGGAGGUGGUGUCGUGCGCUGACAUCGUAGCCCUUGCCGCCAGCUAUGGAGUCCUCUUUAGUGGAGGGCCUUACUACGAUGUGCUUCUGGGGAGAAGGGACGGGCUGGUGGCCAACCAGUCAGGAGCCAACAGUGGUCUGCCUUCGCCGUUCGAGCCCAUCGACUCCAUCAUUCACAAGUUCGCCGCCGUCGACCUCAACACGACCGACGUCGUGGUCUUGUCAGGAGCCCACACGAUCGGGCGAGCCCGGUGCGCGCUGUUCAGCAACCGCCUGUCCAACUUCUCGGCCACGGAGUCGGUGGACCCGACGCUGGACGCCGGCCUCGCCGAGAGCCUGCAGAGCCUCUGCGCGGGCGGCGACGGCAACCAGACCUCGGCGCUGGACGUCAGCACCCCCAACGCGUUCGACAACGCCUACUACAAGAACCUCCUGCUGGAGAAGGGCCUCCUGUCCUCCGACCAGGGCCUCUUCUCCAGCCCGGAAGGCGUCGCCAGGACGAAAGCUCUGGUGGAGACCUACAGCCAGGACAGCGAGCACUUCUUCUGCCAUUUCGCCUCGUCCAUGAUCAAGAUGGGCAACAUCCCGCUCACGGCCUCCGACGGCGAGAUCCGCAAGAACUGCAGAGUAGCGAACUAAUUAUUAAUAGAAAGUCACGACGAUCAUCCGAUAUCUCACUGUUAUUUCUCGUUUGUUUGUGUCAACUGUGAAGGCAGGCACCUACGUAAGGUUUAUGGGUGCGACGUUAAGCAUGCAGCUACACUAGAUGCUUAAGAAUAAGGACACUGUAAAUGUCCAAAUUGGUCCCACAUGUC